Messenger RNA from Panicum virgatum (switchgrass), 1915 nucleotides. Its product is annotated as protein SOSEKI 2-like. The transcript is spliced from 4 exons. Lineage: Eukaryota; Viridiplantae; Streptophyta; Magnoliopsida; Poales; Poaceae. The record is from RefSeq and is a predicted model, not a curated record. Bases 337 to 1593 code for a protein of 418 amino acids.
ACCAAACAGAGGGAGGAACCAAGGAGAAAACAACAAGGUCGCAAAGAGUUCUUUCCUACCAAUCUUUCCCAGCUCCUUUUCCCCUCACGGUCACAGGCUCCACAGUUUCACUGCGGCCGGCUAUUGGUGCGCACCGAGCCACGCAGAAGCGCCGCUGGUCCUCGCACGAUUUGAAUGCCUGCAGCGCAGUAGCGAGUGUGCGCGCUGCGCGUCUGAGCCCUUUUCGCUCGCGCACCACCUCCCCUCGUGUCGCACUCGCGCCAUUUAAGCGCUACGAGCUCAGCUCGGUAGCGGGGGGAGACGCCAGCGGCCGCGCACCGGUUUGUCCGGCGGAGAAUGGCGGUGGUGGUGGCGGGCGGCGGCGGCGGCGGCCAAGGCGUCAGGGCGAAAGCGGCGGAGCAGGCGAGGCUGCCGUGGCGGGAGCAGGAGCCGAGGAGCCCCGACAUCGGCCCGCCGCCGAGGCCGCCGCAGCGCCGGCAGAGACCGGCGAGGGCGGCGGUCGUGUACUACCUCUCGAGGAACGGGCACCUCGAGCACCCGCACUUCAUGGAGAUCGCGCUCUCCUGCCCCGACGGCCUUUACCUCCGAGACGUGAUCGACCGGCUCGACGCGCUGAGGGGCAAGGGCAUGGCGCGCAUGUACUCGUGGGCGUCCAAGAGGAGCUACCGGAACGGGUUCGUGUGGCACGACCUGGCGGACGACGACUACAUCCACCCCGUGAUCGGCCGGGAGUACGUGCUCAAGGGCACCGAGCGCCUGCACCCGCCGGCGCGGUCGGCGCCCCCGCUGCUCGACGCGGCCGCCGCGUCCUCGUCGUCGUCGGGCUCGCAGGAGACGCCCACCUCGUCGUCCUCCGCCAGGUGGGAGGUGCACCGCAAGAAGAGCGCCAGCGCGUGCGGCGCGGCCGGGAAGCUCGGCGAGUACGUGGUGUACAAGGGCGAGGAGCGCGCCGCGGACGCCGCGACGCAGACCGAGGACGCCGGCCGCGGCCAGGGCCACCCGAGGCGCGUCAAGGCCCCCGCCGCGCAGGACGAGCUGAGCCGGGCGGAUACGUCGUCGCCGCCGACGGCGUCGACGAGCCCCGAGACGCUGGAGGCGCUGAUCAAGGCGGACGGGCGCGUCGUGGCGGCCGUCGGCGGCGGCGGCCGGGCCCGGGCGCCGUCCGUGCUCAUGCAGCUCAUCUCGUGCGGGUCCGUGUCCGUCCAGGAUGCGCACGCCUCCCCGGUGAUGCCGCGCGCGCACCACCGCCACCACCACCACCACCACCGCGCGCGCCCGCCCCGCCCGCCGGCGCCGUCCGCGGCCGCGGCGGCGGUCCCGUCCUACCGCGCGAAGAUCGUUGAGGACAAGGAGUACUUCAGCGGCAGCAUCAUCGAGACCGCGAAGCGCUCGCCGGACGACGACGCGUCCCAGGACAUGGCCGUCCCCGUCCUCCGUCGCUCCUCGUCGUACAACGCGGACAGGGUGAUAAAGCUGGAGCUGGCCGAGGAGGCCGGGGACCUGCAUGACCGCUGCAUCCCGCGGAAGCCCAAGGCCAAGAAGGAAGGGUACCUGGUCAUCUCCUGCGCCGCGCAGGGGAAUAACAAGGGAUGAUGACGAGGGUGGCGUCGUCGUCGUCGUCGUCGGCAUGUGGCCGUCAUCCGGCGAGCUGGCUAUACCGACGCCUGCGUGGUGUGGCUUCUUCCGUAGGGAACAGUAGAUGACUGUCCGGUAGUCCAGCUCAAUUUGAUGCCUUCUGCUUGUUAGAUACUGCCUGUGAUUUUCCGAGUGAAGUGAGCUCUGUUGAUAUGUGUGCUGCCUCGUUGUCUGAACUUCGUACUGUCUACUACCAGUGAUCUGAUUAUGCUCUGUAACGGGUUUUCAGUCGUACCUAUGUGCCCUAGAAAAUGAAAAAUGUUAACGUGUACUGCUAGUA